AUGACCAGUGAAAACACUGCUGCUGCAACUCAGCAUGCACCGUGGCUACCCGUUCCGUCACGUGCCAUAUCCGUAGUCGAGCACCCGGCAGUCAUCAAGAACAUAGACAAGGGCAUUACCUCUCUAGGCGGGCCAGUUAAACUGAGCAAGGGUCUGCGCUCAAAACUGGAAACCACGACCAACGCAGAGGGUGAUGACGAACUCAAAAAACUCAUAUCCGUGUCCCUACGACCAGAUGACCCCUUUGCCAAGCGUCUACUGUCGACGCCAGUGAGGACCAACAACCUGCUUCUCAAAGUAACAGUGCCCAAGCGAACGGGCCGCAAACGAAAGCGCGGGUCGUCAGGUCCCUUCCUCACCGAAGACGAGGUCGGAAGUCGCGGCAGUCAGCCCUACGUCGAUGCAUCAACCAUCUACAGGAUCCUCCAAGACAAUGCGUCGACAUAUAAGGUCGCUCUUGCCGGUGUAGUCGACGAGGCGCAUCGGUUCCGAAAUAUGCCUGAUAUGCAAUAUAAUGCCUCCCACAACAAUACUAUGGUUGCUCUGCGCGAUCAUGUCCUGCCCAAUCGAUACCAACUGUUGAAAAGCUUUGAUGUCAAUACAGAAGCUGGUGCAGACCUCAACAAAAGCGUUGGCCCAUCACCAGAGUUUCUGCAGAUGCCGAUUGCAUUCAACUAUCGGUUCCAACAAAACGCCAACGUCAAGUACACUGACACAGGUGUGGUCAACAUACAAAGAAGCUUGGCCUACAACGCAUACACCAUCAUCAAGCCCACCGAUGAGCACGUGCCGACUGGACCCCGACUUGGCCUUCCUGCAGAAAGUAAUCUUACGCCAUAUAUGCAGGCCUUGAUUGCAAACAUUAGAGCUCUACUCCUCCACAGGCCUAUCGUGACCCGGCAGCUCCUGUACAACAAGCUCGGAUGGGACAAGCGAACCAAACUCAGGCAGGCAGCUAUAUAUUGUGGAUUCUUCUUCGAGAGUGGACCGUGGCGGGAGGCUCUUGUGCGUUGGGGAGUUGAUCCCCGCAAGGAUCCAGAAUACCGCAGAUACCAAACGGUAUCGUUCCAGUCAUAUGUCAAAUCAGGCAUCUCGAAGCACCGUAUAGCCUUCGAUCAGCAUGUCAUAAAGCUAGCCAAAAUGUCUCCGGAAGAACUAGAGACUGAACAUACCUUUGAUGGUGUUAAUGUCUCCCAAACUGGUAACCUCUUUCAAUUCUGCGAUAUUACAGACCCUCUCAUCGCAAAAAUUCUGGCCACAAACGACAUACGCACGACCUGCGCACCAACCUUUCAAGGAUGGUACCAUGCCGGAACAUGGGCUAAAGCGACGGUGAUCUUGAAGGACAAGAUGAACACGAUUGUCGGGGGUGAAAAGCCGGAUGAUAGCAUAUACCAACGUAUCAUGGAAUGGCCCGAGUUAUGGGACGACAAGGAAAUGGCAGCUGCAUACAGAGCAGAGAUCGACAAUCGUCAAGUCCAUCAUGAGAAGCGGAGGGAGCACCAGGUAAUGCACAACGUGCGCUGUGCAGCCAAAAACCCACGAUACGCGUUUGAGCAAAUGGAAGCGCUUAAAGAACGGGAGGGAGAUGUUGGUGAGGAGCAGGAAGCGGAAGAUGUCGACGUUCCAGAAGACAUGACAGAAGAACCUGUAUCGGAAGAUGUACUAAACGCAGAUACCGAGCCAGAGCAAGAAGACGAGGACGAGGACGAGCGAGAAGGCGAGGAAGAAGAUGGCGACGAUGAGUUACAGGGCGACGAACAUUACAAUGAUAUGUAUGGAAGCGAUGAGGUUGACGAGGAUGAUGACGAGGAUAGCCCUCUGAUGUCUCUUCGAGCAGCAUCAGAGGGCCCAGUUCCAUUCGGGGGCUACUACAGGGUAUAG
Messenger RNA from Pyrenophora tritici-repentis Pt-1C-BFP, 1884 nucleotides. The record is from RefSeq and is a predicted model, not a curated record. NCBI's taxonomy places the organism in Eukaryota, Fungi, Ascomycota, Dothideomycetes, Pleosporales, Pleosporaceae.